AUGUCAAAAAAGCGCCGCCAUGACCCUUCAGAGGAUGAAAUCGAUGCGGAGCCGAUUCCUUCGGAUCCAGAAGAGUUCAAAAGUGAGUCUUCUGUGAAACAGCACAAAUCUAGGCGGCAAGAUCAUCCACGAAAUGGUGACGACAAAAAAUCUAAAAAAAUGGAAAAGAGGGAGCCUGAGAAGAAAAGAAGGACCAACACCUCGUCAAGAAGCGGCUCGUCCAGUUCUUCUGAUUCAAAUUCAAACAGCUCGGACUCUGAAGGCUCCUCAGACGAUUCUGCCAGCAGUAAAUCUUCAGCAUCUCGUAACGCUAGUCCUGCGAAAUCCAAAGGUCGCGUUCCAGAGAAGGAGAAGCGCAAGAAUUCGCCGGUUCUAGCAGAGAAGCGUCGUCGUUCAAUAUCGGAUGAAAGGAAGAGGAAGAAAGGAUCCUUACCUAAUUCUUCUCCUGUAAGGCAAAGAUCGCCUUCUAAGUCUUCGAAGGAAGCACGGCCAAAUGCAAAGUCAAGUAGAGAAGAAGCAUCCGGGUCUAGUGACAAGUCAAAACAGUCGGAGUCAGAUCGCCGCCGAAGCAAAAGAAGUCGUUCACGAUCGCAAAGUCCGUCUUUCAAAAAGGAGCGGACGGAGGUAACUAAAAAGGACGACUCCUUGAAACCUAAAGGAACUAAAGGAUAUCGUUCACCUUCACCUGACGAAAGAGGUUCGCGUUCAGUAGAGAAACAGUUGUUGCAAGGAAAAUCAAGGAAGAGUAACGACGAGUCGCUUUUGAAAAACGCAGCUGAUCCUUCUCCAUCUAGAGAUGGUCGCAAAAUCAAGGAGAAGCAUCACCAUCGAGACUCUUCGAGUGGUUCCGAAAAGGAUGAGUCAAAGGUGGACGAAGAAAAGAAGGUGAAAAAGAAGCAUAAAAAGAAGAAGUCCAAAAAGAAGCGCAGUCAGUCAUUAUCGCAAUCGUCCUCGGGAGGCGAAGAUUCUGGAGAGGGCACUUGCAGCAAGAAAAAGGCGAAGAAGUCUAAAAAGAAGAAAAAGAGUUCGAAGCAUAGCGAAAAACAUAAGAAGAAACGAAAACCUUCUGAGAGCAGCGUGCUAUCAGAUCAUGGAUCUCCUGUUAGAACUAACGAAGAGGAACCUGCCUACAAGAAGAAGACGAAGACCUCCGAGUCGAGUGCACAGGAAAUUCGGAGAGAAAAGUCUCCAGAAACGAAAAGAACUCACGAGAGCUUGGUGGAAAAAGGUAAAGCUGAGAGAAGGAAAAGCCCUGAGCUGGAAAAAGUUAAAGAGAAGAAUUCCAGAGAAAGGGUGAAAGACAAAACGCUUAGGACUAGGGAUAGUUCCGAAGAUUUUGUACAUGAGGAGAAAGAUGAAAGAAAAUCUCAAGGGCGACGGUAUGAACUCGACUUUUCUCCUCCAGGGAAGGGAAAAACUGAAACUGAGGAGAAAAGAAGAAGCGGUGGGGAGAAAUCUCGUGAGACUCAGAAACCUCAGAGAGAAAGGAGCAGAUCUCCUUCACGAAAAGAGAGAAGUAGGUCGCCAACAAGAGGGGGAAGAAGCGGAUCUCCCAUGCGGAAGGAAAGGAAUAGAUCUCCAUCUAGAAAAGAAAGGAGUAGAUCUCCUCCUCGUCGGGAGAGAAGCAAAUCUCCUGCACGAAGAGAACGGAGUAGAUCUCCGGCAAAUGUGCCCGAAAGACGACAAAGCUAUCGGGAAAGGUCUCGUGAACGAAGUAGAAGUCCCCGUGAAAGGAGAAGAAGUCCUCUUAGACCACCAGUUCGUUAUGAACGAUGGCGUCGUGAAACGUAUCUCAACACCCGACGUUGGGAUGACCGACGCCGUUGGGAAGAUCAACGUCGAAGGAGAGACGAUUCCCGAGACCGACACCGAAGGGAUGACUCUAGAGAGCGGAGACGUCGUGAUGAUUCGAGAGAUCGUAGAAAGAGAAGCCGGUCAAGAGAUAGAGAGGAUAGCCCUAAAAUGUGGCCGAAAAAGGUGAAAAAGGAAGUGAGCUCAUCUGAGGAGUCGGACGGCGAUGAGAACUCCAGCUCAUCUGAGAGAAGAGAAAGGAAAGCAUCGCCUUCUCUAAGAAAGAGGUCGAAAUCGAGAUCCCCUUCGCUUGAAAAAAGAGAAAGAAGAAGUUCUCGUGAGCGCGUCGAUAACAAGGACGGUCGCAGUCGGGAGCCCCAGAAAACUCGAGAUCGAAAAGGCGAUAGAGAAGAUAAGAGUCGAGAUAUCAAGAAAGAACCACCAGAAAGCUCCUCAAUAGAACCCGACACCUCUGGAAAGAAUUAUGGACUUGAAAAAAAGCUAAAGCGUGAUGAAGAUGAUGGACGACCGAAAUCAUCCGAAGCGAAAAAUUUGAGAGAUCGAUGGGGUUCAGCGGAAGAUUGGGGUCUCAACAAGGACGAGGCGCCGGUGAAAGAAAAGGAGAAGGUAAAUCUUGAAGUAAGUGGAAAACUCGCCGAAGACACUAAUAUGUUCCGCGGUGUUUUAAUAAAGUAUAAUGAACCUCCCGAAGCUAAGAAACCGACUUUGAGAUGGCGACUGUAUCCUUUCAAAGGAGACGAACCGCUUCCUGUUCUUCACAUUCAUCGCCAAUCAGCGUAUCUAAUUGGGAGAGAUCGGAAAAUAGCUGAUCUUCCGAUUGAUCAUCCAAGCUGUAGCAAACAGCAUGCUGUGCUGCAGUACAGAUCGGUACCGUUCGAAAAGGCAGACGGUACGAAAGCACGGCGGGUGCUGCCUUAUAUAAUUGAUUUGGGCAGUUCAAAUGGAACGUUCCUUAAUGGAUCGAAAAUUGAACCGCAAAGGUAUGUGGAACUGAAAGAGAAGGACGUGCUGAAAUUUGGUUUCUCCAGCCGUGAAUUCGUGGUUCUCAAUGAGAAAUCGGCUGGCAAUGAGAACAUGUCAGAUCAUGAACCUGCAUCACCUGGUUCAGAAUAG
Molecule: messenger RNA, 2925 nt
Organism: Necator americanus (New World hookworm)
Lineage: Eukaryota; Metazoa; Nematoda; Chromadorea; Rhabditida; Ancylostomatidae
Exons: 17
Coding region: 1-2925 (974 amino acids)
Biological process (GO): miRNA processing
Cellular component (GO): nucleus
Molecular function (GO): protein binding; mRNA binding
Source: RefSeq, a predicted model, not a curated record